This is a messenger RNA of Colletotrichum godetiae, 2214 nucleotides long. Its product is annotated as malate synthase A. Gene Ontology annotation, molecular function: malate synthase activity. The record is from RefSeq and is a predicted model, not a curated record. Gene Ontology annotation, cellular component: peroxisomal matrix; cytoplasm. The coding region runs from base 231 to 1841 and encodes 536 amino acids. The transcript has 5 exons. Gene Ontology annotation, biological process: glyoxylate cycle. NCBI's taxonomy places the organism in Eukaryota, Fungi, Ascomycota, Sordariomycetes, Glomerellales, Glomerellaceae.
GCCGCCUCCGGUUCGGUUACCGAGCCGAGCAUCAUCACCAAAUUUCGCAAUGAUUCAGAACAUCAUCGGAAUAGAGCCGAGCUUCGAAUGAUGCGCCAUUAACCGGGAGAAGAGUACUUAAUAUCUGGCGAUAACCUCUUUGAGGUCAUGUGUGAUAUUGAAGCUGCAUUUUAAAGACAACAUUGAACGCGGAGUAGACCUGUGUCAAAACAUCACAUCAAAGUUCAACAAUGGUUCAAUCAACACUAGACAGCGUCUCCAUCCUUGGCGCCGGCAACGAAGCCUCUCGCCGGAUCCUCACCAAGGAAGCCGUCAACUUCCUCGCAAUUUUGCAUCGCAGCUUCGAACCGACCCGCCAACACCUCCUCAAGCUCCGUCAACAGCGUCAAAUCGACACAGAUAACGGACACCUGCCAGAUUUCCUCCCUGAAACUAAGCACGUUCGCGAUGACAAGAACUGGAGGGGCGCGCAGCCGGCGCCUGGUUUGGUAGAUCGCAGAGUUGAGAUCACUGGACCCACGGACCGGAAAAUGGUCGUCAACGCUCUCAACUCUGACGUUUGGGCCUACAUGGCCGAUUUUGAAGACUCAAAUGGUCCUACAUGGGACAACAUGAUUCAAGGUCAGGCCAAUCUCUACGACGCCAUCCGCCGGCAAGUCGACUUCAAGCUUGGCGAAAAAGAGUACAAGCUCAGAACUGAUCGCACUCUCCCCACGUUGAUUGCCCGCACGCGCGGAUGGCACUUGGACGAGAAGCAUUUCACAGUCGAUGGACAGCCCAUGUCCGGCGCUCUGUUUGAUUUCGGACUGUACUUUUUCCACAACGCCAAGGAGCUGAUUUCUCGCGGUGCCGGCCCCUAUUUCUAUCUGCCCAAGAUGGAGUCGCAUCUCGAGGCAAGGUUAUGGAACGACGUGUUCAACAUGUCGCAGGAUUACAUCGGUAUCUCGAGAGGCACAAUCCGUGCUACCGUGUUGAUUGAGACCAUCAGCGCUGUUUUCGAAAUGGACGAGAUCAUCUACGAGCUCAGAGACCACAGCUCAGGCCUCAACUGCGGCAGGUGGGACUACAUCUUUACCUUCGUCAAGCGCUUCCGUAACCGCCCCGGCUUCAUCCUUCCCGACCGCUCCGACGUCAGCAUGACCGUCCCCUUCAUGGACGCCUACGUCAAACUCCUCAUCAGCACAUGCCACGCCCGUGGCGUCCAUGCGAUGGGGGGUAUGGCGGCCCUCAUCCCGCGCAAGGACGACCCGGCCGCGAACGCCAAGGCGAUGGACAGCGUGCGCGCCGACAAGCUACGCGAAGUCAAGGCCGGGCACGACGGUACCUGGGUUGCGCACCCGGCGCUGGCGUCGAUUGCGUCGGAGAUCUUCAACGAGCAUAUGCCUACUGCCAACCAGAUCUUCAAGAGGCCCGAGGUGAAGGUUACGCGUGACGAUUUGAUCAACUCUGUUGUUCCUGGAAAGAUCACCGAUGAGGGCGUUCGGAAGAACUUGCACAUCACUUUGGCGUACAUGGAGGGUUGGCUUCGUGGCGUGGGCUGUAGUGCCAUCAACUAUCUUAUGGAGGACGCCGCGACAGCCGAGGUGUCCCGCUCACAAUUGUGGUACUGGGUACACCAUGGCGUCAGCACCGCCGAAGGCACAAAACUUGACAAGACAACAAUGCUUAACGUCCUCGACGACGUCACAAAGGAACUGCUCAAGUCUGCGCCGGCGAACAACAAGUUCGAGUUGGCGGCGAAAUACCUCCGGCCGCAAGUUACGGGCGAAGAUUACGCCGACUUCCUUACAACACUACUCUAUGAUGAGAUUACUUCUGUUGGACCAUCAUGGAAACUUUAGAUAUUGAGCCAACGAUGCUAUCUGUAUGAUUAAUGAAACCGAUUGAAUGGCGAUUCUUUCCACAAUGUUGUAUGCUACGUAUGACUAGAAUUGGAGUGUCGGAGCGGCAAAACGCAUAUCCAAGAAUUCAGAGACUGUAGUCAUCAACUAUACACGCAAUUCCAAGUCAACUUGGGGUAUGGUAAAUGACAAAAAACGACUUGGGCCUGAUUCGAACAGACGCUCCCGAAGGAACAAGAUUUCUAGUCUUGCGCAUUAGACCACUCUGCCACCAAGCCGUGAUCCCAGGUCCGCCGAAGCGGGCUGAUUGGUUGGAGAAGUCAGAUUUCUAAUUGUGUAGUCUUAAUGGGCGCCGAGACGCCUGAAAGGCCUU